Anthonomus grandis grandis is the source of this 3082-nucleotide messenger RNA. RefSeq names its product major facilitator superfamily domain-containing protein 6 (gene jef). Gene Ontology annotation, cellular component: membrane. NCBI's taxonomy places the organism in Eukaryota, Metazoa, Arthropoda, Insecta, Coleoptera, Curculionidae. The record is from RefSeq and is a predicted model, not a curated record. The transcript is spliced from 10 exons. Bases 102 to 2354 code for a protein of 750 amino acids.
UCGAGGCAGGCGAAUCGACCGCUCGCCAGGGAGAAUAUCCAGAUUUACGCGUCCGUGCUGUGAUAUAAUUUAGACAAUUUUAGAGAAAUUUCUGAUUUAAUAUGGAAUACGGGACCCAGGAAGCCCGCGGGUUCGGUGGACCCGGGAUGAAACCCCCCAGGCCCAUCGUGGAUCCCGAAGCACAAGGAGAAGUUGAUCCUUCGUUAUAUCCAGAGCCCAAAGAAGCCACUCACAAAAUCCGCGGAAAAUCUGACAUCAUCGAACGACUUUUCGGUCCAGUAGAUCAAGAGCUUCUUGUCGUUAAAAGCUUUUAUUUCUUCUUUUACUCGGCCUUUGGAUCACUAUUUCCUUUGAUGGGGGUCUACUUUAAACAAAUGGGCAUGAACGCCACCCAAGCAGGGUUUCUUAUAGGUUUCCGACCUUUCGUCGAAUUCUUGGCGGCUCCAUUUUGGGGCAGCCUGGCCGAUAGAUGGCAAAAAGGGAAGAUCCUGCUGCUGGCCUCUAUAGCUUCCUGGAUAAUUUUUACCGUGCCUUUAGGCUCCAUACAGCCUCCAGCCAUAUCAUGUAUGCUAAUCAAAGAUAAUCAGCCAAUGCUAACUAUUCCAGAAACUACCAAGAGACUGGUCAAUAAACGAUCAGUACCGACAGAACCUGUUUCUUUUGAUUUUCUCGAGCCUCAAGAAGAUUCCCCAGAGUUUAUUGGGAGCCUAAAUAGACAAAAACGAGCCACUAAGGCUAUAUACAAUAUCAGUGCCGGCCAAUCACCAGUUGGAGUUGCAUACGCAGCAAACUACGAUGAGAAGGAACAUAAGUCCUGGGUGAAACCGAUCAUAUCUACCAUAGUUUACAAAAAUGCGGAUAUUCAAAAAUCAUUUUUCUUGCUAAUGCUUUUAGUUAUCAUCGGGGAAUUUUUUGCAGCUCCUGCUAUAACGUUAGCGGACUCAGCGGUGCUAACCUUAUUAGGCGAGGAUGCUGAUACCUACAGCCACCAAAGAAUGUUUGGAUCUUUUGGGUGGGGUUUAGCGAUGUUUUUUGUUGGUAUUGCUCUGGAUCAUUCUACCUCAUUUCCCAACCAUCCAUGUGGCCCAGACGUAAAGGAAAGGAACUACACAAUCUGUUUUGCUACAUUUUCAGUUUUAAUGGGGGCAGCUUUAAUAACAGCUACUCAAAUAAAUUUCAAAUAUGACGACCCAGAUCCAGAACCUAUUAAAGAAUCAGCUGUUGAAUCGGAUGUGUUGUCAAAGGAAGAUCAGAUGCAGGCUCAGCUAGCUGAACAGUUGAACUUACCAUCUUUGGCUGAUACUAGGGCCUCCAAUGUGAUACCUCCCGCUCCAAAAGAGCAAAAAAGUAAAAUUUUCGCGCAGACCACUAGAGAAAUCCCCGAGUGGAUAAUGGUCCUAAGCCACUUCAAGAACCUAAAGUGCGCCUCAUUUUUAUUCGUCGCAUGGUUCAUGGGUUUCGGUAUUGGAAUGAUCUUCACCUUCCUAUUUUGGCAUUUACAAGACUACGAUGGUACACCGACUUUGUUCGGAGUCGCCUCUGUGAUCAACCACAUAUCAGAAAUAUUCGCGUAUUUCUUUAGCUUUAGGCUUAUUAGACAAAUUGGACACGUAAAAGUGCUGUGCUUGGGAUUGAUAGCUAAUAUUUUGAGAUUCUUGUAUAUAUCGUGGCUGACCAAUCCGUGGUGGGUGUUGCCCUUUGAGUUUAUGCAGGGCAUCACUCAUGCUGCCGUAUGGGCUGCUUGCUGUUCCUAUAUAUCGCACAACACACCUCCUGAAAUGCGAUCGCAUGCUCAGGGAGUCCUACAAGGAAUUCACCAUGGCUUAGGUCGUGGUUGUGGAGCUGUGAUAGGAGGUAUGUUCGUGGCCUCAUUUGGAUCGACCACUACAUUCCGAGGCUACGGAUUGCUUUGCAUCUUGGUAUUGGUGGCGUUCAUUUUUAUUAAUUUUUACCGAGUAGAUCAAGGUUUUGUUUCGGAUAUACCUCAGACUGAAGAUCCUCGACAGGUGGCUGAAGAAACGUCCCAUUUGGCUCCCCACGGAGUCCCAAGCAAUCCAAUCCCCAGAGCUCUUUCUAGUACUAAGUUAAACGAGUUAUCUCAGCAAGAUGGUUACGGAGCUACGUACCAAAUGGGUCAAGGUGGUACCCUGGAUAUUCCUGGAGCUGGUGGUGGCUACAAUCCAUUCCAGGGUGGCGGUGGGAUGCAACAGCAGCGCAAAGUUGCUUUUGAGACCAAAAACGAAACCUAUGCAGCUGCAAAAUACUCAGCUCCAAGUUGUAGCUACCCAACUGCUAGCACUGCCGUAGAGAUCCAGCAACCCAUUACAACCGGUAGUAAAUCAUAUGAUUGGUAAGCGAUUAAACUUACAAAUAAUAAGUGAAAGGUAUUAAAAUUUACACUAAUUUGUCCAUUAAGUUUUACUUUGGAAACUGUUUUUGAAAAACCUUAACUCCUAAGAUUAUUUAUAAUUAAUAAAAGCAAAAUUUAUUAGGCUCUUAUAAAUAUUAAGUAAUAAACUAAUAGUAAAUAAUAAUUCUAAUAUUAUAAUAAAUAUGGCAAUUUCAUUUUUUUGUGAUAUUUUUAUGUUAUUUGUUAUGUCUGUAAAACAUUAUUGUAACUGUCUGUGUAAUGCUAAAAGGACCGUCGGUAGAUUUUAAUUUCUAAUUCCUAAGGCAGCGGUAAGAUGUAAAAUUAAAAAAUCUGUAAAUAAACUAGAAUACAAUCUUUGAUAAAUGUAAUUUUUUCCUUGUUAAAAGUGAAAUAUUUAACCUUAAGCCGUAUUUUUAAAUCAUUGUUUAUUCCUCAAUAGACACAUAAAAAAAGACUUAAAUGCUGGAAAUCCCUUACAAAACUCUCAUAUCAGAAAUGUUCUUAUAGUUCAACGAAUAUUAAAGACAUCCUUAGACUGUUAAAUCUUGAAAAUUUUAUUGUAAACAUAUUUUAGGUCUUUUAUCUUCUUUACAGCAUGUUAUAAGCAUUUAAACAAAAAUUAAUUGUUAAAUGCUUAAAAUACUAAUAUGUCGGUUAUAGCCUUAGCAAACACAUAUCGUAUAACAAUCGAAGAUACAUUAUAUAAAAUAA